CGAAACAUCGAAAGGGUUGCUAUUUUGAGGUGGCUCGCACUAAAUAUGGUCAGAUAGGCGUUGGCGUUAUACCCGGGCAAGGCACCCCUGCUCAAGCACCAGUCAUGUAGUGGGGGAGAGCCACCAAAGUUACUUAGACAAGUUCACCUCUAUGAUUCGGACAGUUGGUUCGUUGUGACCAUCUCGUACCAUCCUCUCACAAACCAACUGUAGCCAUGGCGGAUAAAGAGAAGAAGAAGAAGACUAAAAAGAAGGAGGAACCAGCUCCUCCUCCACCAGAGCCAGAGCCAGCACCUCCACCAGCAGAGGAAAAACCACCAACUCCUACGAGCACCCCUAAAGAAUCUGGCUCAACUAGAGCAAGUAGUCGGGGUAGCCGUAAGGCAAAACGCGCUGGAUCCAGCGUGUUUUCUAUGUUUACACAGAAACAAGUUGCCGAGUUUAAAGAGGCAUUCCAGCUUAUGGAUCAAGAUAAGGAUGGUAUAAUUGGAAAGAACGAUCUCCGUGCCACUUUUGACAAUGUUGGUCGUCUGGUUACUGAUAAAGAACUUGACGAUAUGCUAGCUGAAGUCCCUGCCCCUAUCAAUUUUACGCAAUUACUCAAUUUGUUUGCAACUCGCAUGUCGGGAUCAGGUACCGACGAUGAUGAAACCGUACUUGCUGCCUUCAAUACCUUCGAUGUAAACGGUAAAAUUGAUGGUGAAAGAUUGAGGCACGCUCUAUUGACAUACGGUGACAAAUUCACUCCGAAGGAGGUCGAUGAUGCUUAUGAUAAUAUGUACAUUGACGACAAAGGAUUUAUCGAUACGCAAAGCCUUAUCGCAAUGUUAACCGGUACGGAAGAAGAGGAGGAAUAAUUUUAAGUGACUUUCAGCAUUAAAAAGUUCUGUUAAAAACUCUGUUCAUUGAAAAUAAGGUCUCGGAUUAGCGUUAGGUCCGCUUGAUCCAUUUCCAAGUGACAAAAUUUGAUUGAGAAGCGAAUAUUAUUUCCUUUUAACUGUUUAUCGUAUAGUACAGCUUAUCAGAGAAAACCCACAAAAAAAUGUAACUUGUAAGAUCGUGAGAAACAAACAGAUUAGGUUCUUGGAAGUGAGAACGGCGCAUCUGCUGAAAAACGAGGCUUUGACUCUCCAUAUUAUUGUUCAUAUAAUAAAAUUAUUUUAAAACUUUA
Messenger RNA from Frieseomelitta varia, 1171 nucleotides. It is a transcript of the gene Mlc2, whose product is annotated as myosin regulatory light chain 2. Gene Ontology annotation, cellular component: cytoplasm; myosin II complex. Gene Ontology annotation, molecular function: myosin heavy chain binding; calcium ion binding. The record is from RefSeq and is a predicted model, not a curated record. Gene Ontology annotation, biological process: locomotion; post-embryonic development. The transcript is spliced from 5 exons. Bases 216 to 857 code for a protein of 213 amino acids. NCBI's taxonomy places the organism in Eukaryota, Metazoa, Arthropoda, Insecta, Hymenoptera, Apidae.